GGAGAACUGUCAGAAAAAGUUUCAAAAUUUUCAGACAAACAGGUUGUGAAUCACAUUGCGGGCAGGAUUUUUGGUUUUCCGGACAAGAUUUUCACUGAAUUUCAACGCUAAUUGGCUGUUUUGUUGUAAAUUAAGGUUGAGUUCGUGGUUUGUUGGUUUAGUUUGUUGGUAAAGUGCGAUUAUUCAGUCAGAUAUGCGUGUUUUGCGGUUUUAAAGUGCACUAAUUAAAUUACCAAAAUUAUGUAAGGGAAAACAGUGUUGUUAUUGAAGUUUGCAGCAUUUCACAACAAGUCCUUUAAAGAAAACAGUCAGAAUGCUUCCCCGGAUCUGCAUCAAGUUCAAGCUCAAGUACGUGGCCUCGGCGGUGCUGGCCCUGCUCACGCUCGAUUACUUUGGCGCGUUCACACACAUGUUCGAGGCGGAUUUCGAGCAAACGUUCAGCUAUCCCCUCGAGGGGGACAUCCUGUCGUACGUGUACCAGCUGCGGCAUGGCCAGCGUCCGGCGGUGGAGCCCAUCAACGGGUACAACUUCUCGUACAUCACCGACUGCCAGCACAAGUGUCGCGAGGACGACCGGAUGAUUGCGCCGCGGCUGGUCUUCAUCGUGAAGUCCGCCAUGGAGAACUUCGACCGCCGGGUUGCGAUCCGCAAAAGCUGGGGCUGGGAGAAGCGCUUUUCCGACGUUAAGAUCCGGACGGUGUUCGUGCUGGGACGGCCGGCCGUUCCGAACCGGAGACUGCAGUCGCUGAUUGAUUUGGAGUACGCAAACUAUCGGGACAUUGUCCAGGGUGACUUUGUCGACGCGUACUUCAACAACACGAUCAAAACCAUGAUGGGCUUCCGCUGGGCCGUCAGCUACUGUCCGCGUGCCAAGUUUUACAUGUUCGCCGACGACGACUUUUACGUGUCGUCGAAAAAUUUGCUCAAGUACGUCCGCAACCCGGUCAACUAUCCGGAGUACCUGGAGGAAACGGACGAAGCCCUGCGCAAGCUGGCCCGCCGCCUCAGCCAAACCACCGUCAACAACUCGAGCUCGAGCGACAAGAGCGUCGAAGAACCAGUCUCGAGCACGAACGGAACGAACCACCGGAGGGAGAAGCGACAAAUCCUCAACAUGGACAUGGAGCUGCCGAGCGACGUGAAGCUGUUUUCCGGGUUUGUGUUCCGGUCGGCGCCGCACCGCCAUCGCAGCAGCAAGUGGUACGUCUCGCUGGACGAGUACCCGUGGCACAUGUGGCCCACGUACGUGACGGCCGGGGCGUUCCUGGUGUCGCACGAGGCGCUGUUCGAGAUGUACUACGUCAGCAUGUACACGAAGCAUUUUCGCUUCGACGACAUCUACCUCGGCAUAGUGGCGCUCAAGGCCGGCAUCGAGCCGCUCCACUCGGAGGAAUUCUACUUCCACAAGGCGCCCUUCCUCGGCCCACAGAGCUACAAGUACGUGCUGGCCUCCCACGGCUACGACAGCCCGGAGGAGCUGGUCAAGAUCUGGAACGAGGUGCGGGCCGCCGGUUAUGCCUAAGAAGAAUUGCAAAAAGUCAGGAAACCAAGUGAAUUGAAGCGAGAUGAUCCCACUGAGACGAAACGCUGGGCUAGCAAAUUGAUGCAUUUUUUUUCUGUGUUUUUUUAGUCAACGACAUAUUUAGGGUGUAACGAGGUGUAAGUUUUUGAUAGCAAGUUCUCUCUUAUCAGUAAAACAGACUUAAGGAUUAUCGGUAGCAGUGUAGAAUAGCGAGAACAUCGAUUUAGAGAGCUUUCUUCGAGAAAAAAAAACGAGUCAGUUUUCAGACUUCCACUUAGACUGAUGUGUGAUAAAGGCGUCGCAGAACUAGAGAAGACAUUUUCGUAGGAACUUAAACUAAUAAUAUCAAAGAAUUAACGAGCAUUUUUCAAGUUCAUACCAAAACUAAGUAGGAUUUUUGUAUUUAUUCUCGAUUCAAAGUUGGUUAGUGUGAAUAUGUGCCUAUUUUGCUAAUUAAUUAGAAGGUUCGUUAUUCUAAGUUAUCAUUGAAUUGUAGGGAAAAAUUAUUCAUAAUGAAAUAAACAACCAUUCAACCAAA
Molecule: messenger RNA, 2060 nt
Organism: Culex quinquefasciatus (southern house mosquito)
Lineage: Eukaryota; Metazoa; Arthropoda; Insecta; Diptera; Culicidae
Product: beta-1,3-galactosyltransferase brn
Exons: 3
Coding region: 314-1522 (402 amino acids)
Cellular component (GO): membrane
Molecular function (GO): hexosyltransferase activity; UDP-glycosyltransferase activity
Source: RefSeq, a predicted model, not a curated record